This is a messenger RNA of Dioscorea cayenensis subsp. rotundata (Guinea yam), 1048 nucleotides long. RefSeq names its product bidirectional sugar transporter SWEET16-like. The transcript is spliced from 6 exons. Gene Ontology annotation, biological process: carbohydrate transport. Gene Ontology annotation, cellular component: membrane. Bases 76 to 954 code for a protein of 292 amino acids. The record is from RefSeq and is a predicted model, not a curated record. Gene Ontology annotation, molecular function: sugar transmembrane transporter activity. Lineage: Eukaryota; Viridiplantae; Streptophyta; Magnoliopsida; Dioscoreales; Dioscoreaceae.
UUGUACUAUAUACACUCAUCUCCAUUCUCAUUCCCUCUUAACUUCCAAGCACCAAACACCAAGCUCUCCACAGCCAUGGCAGACCUCAGUUUCAUUGUGGGAAUCAUAGGGAAUGUAAUCUCUAUUCUAGUCUUCACUUCUCCAAUUGGUACUUUUAAGAGGGUGGUUAAGAAGAAGUCUACAGAGAAUUUCAAGUGGGUUCCAUACACUACAACUCUUUUGAGCACUUGUUUGUGGAGUUUUUAUGGUCUUUUGAAACCUGGUGGACUUCUUGUUGUCACUGUUAAUGCCAUUGGAAGCUUGAUGCAAGCCAUUUAUGUUAUUCUAUUCCUCUUUUAUGCUCCCAAGGAAACAAGGGCAAAGAUGGCAAAAGUAGUAGGAAUUCUGAACAUCGGAUGCUUCGGGGCUGUAGUUUUGAUCACUCUUCUCGCGAUCCAUGGAAGUGUUAGGCUUCUCGUGGUCGGUUUUGUAUGUGCAGCUCUUACAGUGGGUAUGUAUGCGUCACCGAUGGCAGCCAUGAGUAUGGUGAUACGAACAAAGAGUGUCGAGUACAUGCCUUUCUCACUAUCAUUCUUCCUCUUCCUCAACGGCGGCGUGUGGAGCAUCUACGCCGCACUUCUCAAAGACUAUUUCAUCGGUGUUCCAAAUGCUAUCGGUUUUGUUCUCGGCUCAGCUCAAUUAAUCGUCUAUGCAGUGUAUAAAAGAAAACGACAACCACCGAAGGAUAUCGAUAGAGAGGGCUCGGCACAACUUGUUGAUGUGGAAAAACAAGAAUGGGAUACUGAAACACAUCAAGAGAAACACUUGAACAAAGUAAAAAGCCUUCCAAAGCCGUCGGUUUCCCGGCAAUAUAGCUUAAACAAAAUAGUGAAAUCCAUUUCACUGACUCCUUAUGAACUUCAAUCUUAUUGGCACCAAAACACCAACUCAGCCUCCUCUGAGAUCAAGUUCUAAGUUAAAAUCUUCACUGCAUUUUUAAUUCCACUCUGAAGAUCAUUUAAUGUUGCUUAUGUAGAACAUUAGUAACUUGGUAUGUAAGAGUUGUGAA